Messenger RNA from Leptidea sinapis, 4800 nucleotides. Its product is annotated as sialin-like. The coding region runs from base 150 to 1697 and encodes 515 amino acids. Gene Ontology annotation, molecular function: transmembrane transporter activity. The record is from RefSeq and is a predicted model, not a curated record. Gene Ontology annotation, biological process: monoatomic anion transport; transmembrane transport. Gene Ontology annotation, cellular component: plasma membrane. Lineage: Eukaryota; Metazoa; Arthropoda; Insecta; Lepidoptera; Pieridae. The transcript is spliced from 7 exons.
GUUGUUGUUGACAAAGCUGUGUCCGGCAGGCUGUUGCGAGCGGCGCGCGCGACCAUCGUCCGCGGUCGACACUCGCGCGUUCACUACCGAUACCGCAGCAUGAAACAAACGCUCGUAAAACUAAAGUGAAAUUAUUUUCAGUUGAAAUCAUGGCAUUUAUCAACAUUAAAUCUUUUGAUGUGAUCCCGGUGCGAGUUAACUUAUGGCUUAUGAUUUUUACUGCUUGUUGGGUCAUUUAUAUGUUAAGGGUAAAUAUGAGUUUAAAUCUCAUAGCCAUGGUUCCGGAACAGUCGAAAACCAAUACUGCAAGGCUGUCUCAAUGUAGUGAAAAUAAACCUGUGAGAAGUACUAAUUACGAGAAUGAAAAUAUUACAGCUGAUGUCGGAGUAGUCCUCACUCGUGUAAAAGAUGAACGCUUUAAUUGGUCAGCUGAUCAGCAGGCAAACAUCUUGGGCGCCUAUUUUUGGUGCUAUCCUAUUACAUCACUGAUUGGCGGGAUGGCUGCCGAACGAUGGGGUCCGAGAUAUGUAGUCCUUAUAUCAUCGCUAGCUAGUGGGGUUUUAACCGCCUUAAGUCCAGUAGCAGCUCGAAUGGGAAAUGUUGCUCUCGUCAUUGUAAGGUUUUGGCUUGGAUUCGCAGGCGGCUUUAUAUAUCCUGCUCUUCAUGUUUUGGUAGCAAGAUGGGCACCACCAGCGGAGAAAGGCAAAUUUAUAAGUGCAAUGAUGGGUGGCACAUUGGGCACUGUAGCCACUUGGUCGCUCACGGGACCUCUCAUGGAAAAAUACGGAUGGGCUUCAGCGUUUUACCUACCGGCUGCACUCACGUUUGUUUGGUGUGCCUUAUGGUGGUAUCUCGUUGCUGAUAAACCGAAUGAGCACCCAAGAAUAAGUGAUUCUGAAAAGAAAUAUAUAAAUGAUGCACUUGGUGACAAAGUACAGGAUUCAAAGGGUCUACCCCCGUUUAAGAAGAUUUGCACGUCUCUCCCGUUUCUGGCAAUGGUUGUGUUGCAUUACGGAAAUCUGUGGGGCUUAUACUUCAUAAUGACUGUUGGACCAAAAUUUGUUUCAAGUGUACUGGGAUUUGAACUGAAAGCAGCCGGUGUGAUAUCGGCUCUGCCAUAUUUAGCAAGAUUGUUAUUCGCAACGAUGUUUGGAGCCAUCGGAGACUGUAUAUUGGCACGAAAGUUGAUGAGAACCACAAUAAUAAGAAAAUUUUUUUGCUUAUUCUCUCACAUCAUACCUGGAGUGUUUUUAAUUUUAAUGAUGUAUUCAGGAUGCUCCACCGCUUUGUCAGUGGCGUUAAUCACUUUAUCUAUGGGAUUCAACGGGGCGGCAACUUUGACUAAUCUACAAAACCACCAGGACUUGGCACCAAAUUACGCGGGCACCCUGUACGGCAUUGCCAACUUUGUCGGAAGUACAGCGGGCUUCGUAACUCCUCUUAUAACUGCGUAUUUUACAAGAAAUGGGGAUGACUUCGAUCAUUGGCGCCCGGUAUUUUACGUUGGUGCUUCAGUAUAUAUAGUUUCUGCCAUCUUCUUCAUUCUGUUUGGAUCUGGAAAAACCCAAUCAUGGAAUUAUGCAGUUAAGCCCGUAGAAGAAAAUAGGGGUAAUGAUUUGAAAGACAUGAGUAAUGCGCCCAAAAAUGGCAAAGCAAGAGAGACUAAAGAAACACCUAUAAGCGUCAGCGGUGCCUAAAUUUGUUUUAAUUAAUUAAUUUAUUAAAUUAUUAUAUUGAAAUGGCAUUGUAAUUAUUGUUUUGACUACAUUACUCUUACAAGGAGUAAUAAAAUUAUUAAAACAAACACUAAUUAGUAUAUGACAUAUGCAGAAGUUUAACUGAAAUGUGUAAAUUAUUAUAUUGAAAUUGCAUUGUAAUUAUUGUUUUGACUACAUUACUCUUACAAGGAGUAAUAAAAUUAUUAAAACAAACACUAAUUAGUAUAUGACAUAUGCAGAAGUUUAACUGAAAUGUGUAAAUUAUUAUAUUGAAAUGGCAUUGUAAUUAUUGUUUUGACUACAUUACUCUUACAAGGAGUAAUAAAAUUAUUAAAACAAACACUAAUUAGUAUAUGACAUAUGCAGAAGUUUAACUGAAAUGUGUAAAUUAUUAUAUUGAAAUUGCAUUGUAAUUAUUGUUUUGACUACAAUAACUAAAAUAAAUAAUUUUAUUACAAGGAGUAAUAAAAUUAUUAAAACAAACACUAAUUAGUAUAUGACAUAUGCAGAAGUUUAACUAAAAAGUGUAAAUUAUUAUAUUGAAAUGGCAUUCUAAUUAUUAUUUGACUACAAUAACUCUUACAAGGAGUAAUAAAAUUAUUAAAACAAAAACUAAUUAAUAUAUGACAUAUGCAGAAGUUUAACUGAAAUGUGUAAAUUAUUAUAUUGAAAUGACAUUGUAAUUUUUUAUUUUGACUACAUUACUCUUACAAGGAGUAAUAAAAUUAUUAAAACAAACACUAAUUAAUAUAUGACAUAUGCAGAAGGAUAACCGAAAAGUGUAACUUUAGCAUUGACUUAAUACAAAAGUCACAAUAAACUUUCCAUUGAAUAUACUAUUGUAAACUACAAUAAUUUAUAAUAUUAAUCAGGACUAUUGUUACUAUUAUAUCGAGAUUACUUUUCAUAUUUAGUUGCUAUUGAACCACUGUCACACAGUGAAGAAGUUUCAAUGUUGAACAAAAAAAAUAUUUCAGAGAACGAAUCAAACAUCUUCAAGAAUUAUUAAAAUAUCUGUAAAAGUGAAUAAGUAACGCGGCUUUUAAUUUUCUUAUGGUUUGUGACGUCAUUUCACCUAUUUCUUCCUACACAAGGCGACUAGUAUUAUUAGUUAAAUAAUUACUUACAAUUUAAUUGGUCUUCCAGAAAACAUUCUUUGUUAAAAACUUGACAAUUACUAAGAAUUAAAAUACUAAAAUUAGGUUUGUUGUAUUUUGUAGUGGAGUCGUGUAAAGUUACCAGUUACCAGUGGGAGACUCAUAUGCACAGGAUGCUGGCUAGAUUAUGGGUUCUGAAGGGCGCCGUAGCUGUGAAAUUAAUGGGCAAAUGAGACUUAACAUUUUAUGUCUCAAGGUGACGAGCGCAAUUUUAGUGCCGCUCAGAAUUUUAUGGGUUUCGCAAGAAUCCUGAGUGGCACUGCAUUGUAAUGGGCAGAGCGUAUUAAUUACCAUCAGCUGAACGUCCUGCUCGUCUCGUCCCUUAAAGUCAUAAAAAAAGAAGUUCAUGACAUGUUUUUAUUUUAUUGUUGUGGGUAAAUAAUUGUAAACGUAAAACUAGUCCAUGUACGUCAGGAAUACCAACGUAUGCCCUUUGAGAUGCGUUGCCACUCCUUAGGGAGUAUGCUUCUCUAAUUGGUAUCAGUUCGGGAUAACUAUUUGAAUAUAGUACAAAUCGAUAUCGAAUAGUUAUGAAUUUUUUGUAUGCUGAAAUAAAAACUGCAAAAUCUCAUAAUUGUUUAAGAAUAUGCGGAUAUCGAAAAUAAAACCAAAUAGUGCAGAAGUAUGAUUCUCUCGACUAGUUGAAAUGACGUCAUAGGUGAAUUGGAUAAAAAAAAAUACUAAAAUUAACAAUUAAAAUUAAACUAAAAAAAUGCUAAAAUACUAAAUUCAAUUUAACUACUUUUCAAAAGCUUAUUAAUGGAUUAUAUUUUUUUUUCUGUAUUUUAACGGUUAAUCUAUAUGACAAUACCUUUUAUUGAAUAUUAAUUAUCAAUACUAAGUACUUACAGUAAUCUACUCUAUAACGCGCCUUAUAAAAUGUUACGCGAUUUCAAUCCUCUAUAUAACGGGGGAUUUCCCACAGUCAUAUUUCUGUACUGUGAAAUAUUAUAAUGAUUUAUACAGUUCAUAAGUAGCUUCGCGUAACUUUUCACGUGUGUCAAUUGCGUUAAUGCAAAAUUGAAUUAUUUUAUUAAAUUUGUGAAAACCUUAAUAAAAUAAGAAAAUUAGGCAAACAAUUGGAAAUUCUUGUUACGAAUUGUGAUUAAUCAUUAUUACGAGUUCGUAAAAACGCUUUAUUGCGGAUGAAUCGUAUAACGCGUUUUCAUAUAAUGCGGAACCACUGUACCGCGUUAUAUGGAGAAUUAUCUGUAAUGUCUUCAGCAUUAACACUACCAAAUAACAAGCGAAAUAAUAGAAAUUUAAACAAAUUAAAAAUUCCCCGAACAAGUAUGUCAUUAGUGUCAUCGAGCCCUCACCACAUGGCAAUAAAAAUUUAUAAUCACAUCCCAAACGAAAUUAAAAAUAAAGAGAAGCCUCCUCUAUUUAAAAGACAUCUUAAAAAAUUUUUAGUUUCAAAAUGCUUCUAUGAUUUACCCGAAUUUUUUAAUUACAAGUGUGAGAAUAAGUUACAAUAUAGUAUAAGAAUGUAUAAAAUGUAUAAGACUUAUUUAUUUUAUGUAUAACGUUGCUGUGCCCUUGCAGGACGUCACAUAUUGUGUACCCAUUAAUGUACCAACCAUCCUACUGUAAAAUGUGACUUGCAAUAAAAUAUUUUGAUUUAAUUUGAUUUGAAACUUCUCCAUUGGAUAAAGUGGACAUAUACAUUUUAUAGUAGUUAUAUAACUGUGAUGUGCAUUGCCAAAUAUGUAAUAUUUAUUAAUUCGAGAUUUAUAUUGAUCAAUAAUCUCUACAAGAAUCUCGUUUCUUACAAGGUAUCAGUAUUAUCACAAUUAAAUAUUGUUUGUAUAAAUUAAGCUCUCAUUUUUUUUGCAUUUACUUUUAGAUAAUGGUUUUAUUGUAAUACGAAAAGUUAAUGUAACUAUUGUGCUGACAUAUGUAAAAUAAACAAACAAUUUAAAUAA